AUGCAGGCUUCCAGUAUCCUGCCAGUGUCAGGUGUGUUGCAGCCAGGAGAGAGCCAGCAGGUCUCCUUGCCCUUCUCUGGCCACCUCAACAGCAUCUCCAGUGCCACGGCGCUGUGCCACGUGGAGGGAGGCCCCAGCUCCGAGGUGCUGGUGCCCGGGGAGGCCUCACGUGUCAGCUGCUCCCCGAGCCCCCAGGAGAUCAACUGUGGCUCUGGGGCACCUCUCAGGGAGAGAAGGGAGCUGAAGCGGCCGGCUCCAAAGCUUGAGGAGGAGACAAAAGCCUUGGCGGAGGAAGAGAGGCAGAAGGAGAAAGAGAAGCAGAAGAAAGCAAAGAAGGGUGUCUCUGUGGGGAAGGAACCUCCAAAAGCAGAGAAGGGGAAAACCAAACCCCCAGAGAAGAAGGAAAGCAAGGCCCCAGAGAAGAAGGAUACCAAAAUCCCAGAGCGGAUGGAAACCAAAGCCCCAGACAAGAUAGAAACCAAACUCCCAGAAAAGAAAAGCAAACCUCCAGAAAAGAAGGAAACCAAAUUCCCAGAGAGGAAGGAAAGCAAGGCCCCAGAGAAGAAGGACACCAAAGCAUUAUUAGAGAAGAAGGAAACUAAAUUCCCAGAGAAGAAGGAAACCAAAGCUCCAGAGAAGAUUGAAAACAAACUCCCAGAAAAGAAAUACAAACCUCCAGAAAAGAGGGAAUCCAAAUUCCCAGCAAAGAAGGAAACCAAAGCUCCAGAGAAAAUUGAAAACAAACUCCCAGAAAAGAAAUACAAGCCUCCAGAGAAGAGGGAAUCCAAAUUCCCGAAGGAGAAGGAAACCAAAGCUCCAGAGAAGAUUGAAAACAAACUCCCAGAAAAGAAAAACAAACAUCCAGAUAAGAGGGAAUCCAAAUUCCCAGAGAACAAGGAAACCAAAGCUCCAGAGAAGAUUGAAAACAAACUCCCAGAAAAGAAAUACAAACCUCCAGAAAAGAGGGAAAUCAAAAUCCCAGAGAGGAAGGAAAGCAAAGCACCAGAGAGGAAGGAAUUGAAAAUCCUAAAGAAGGAAACCAAAUCUCCAGAGAAGAGAAGCAAAGCUCCAGAAAAGAAGGAAACCAAAUGCCCAGAGAGGAAGGAAAUCAAAAUCCCAGAGAAGGAAAGCAAGGCACCAAAAAAGAAGGAACCCAAAGCCCCAAAGAAGGGGGAAGCCAAAGUGCCAGAGAAGAGAGAGACCAAAACCCAAAGAAGAAGGAACCCAAAGCCCCAAAGAAGGGGGAAGCCAAAGCCUGAAAGAAGGGAGGAACCAAAAUCCCAGAGAACCCAGCUGAGCUGGAGAAGAACUCUUUAUUUUAUUCACACAACUUAUUUUAUACAGUUUGACAAACCUAAUGUGCCACUUUAGUUAGUUAAUAGAUUUCUUAUUAUUAGUUAUGCCAGUUAUUCUGUUGGAUAAUAAAAUAUAUUUUACUUGUGCAUCAAA
Messenger RNA from Passer domesticus (house sparrow), 1449 nucleotides. RefSeq names its product neurofilament heavy polypeptide-like. Gene Ontology annotation, cellular component: axoneme. The record is from RefSeq and is a predicted model, not a curated record. NCBI's taxonomy places the organism in Eukaryota, Metazoa, Chordata, Aves, Passeriformes, Passeridae. Gene Ontology annotation, biological process: cilium movement; axonemal central apparatus assembly. The transcript has 2 exons. The coding region runs from base 1 to 1371 and encodes 456 amino acids.